Entamoeba dispar SAW760 is the source of this 531-nucleotide messenger RNA. RefSeq names its product transmembrane and coiled-coil domain-containing protein, putative. Gene Ontology annotation, molecular function: calcium channel activity. Gene Ontology annotation, cellular component: endoplasmic reticulum; cytoplasm; endoplasmic reticulum membrane. Gene Ontology annotation, biological process: endoplasmic reticulum calcium ion homeostasis. NCBI's taxonomy places the organism in Eukaryota, Evosea, Mastigamoebida, Endamoebidae. The record is from RefSeq and is a predicted model, not a curated record. The transcript has 2 exons. Bases 1 to 531 code for a protein of 176 amino acids.
AUGAUUUUCUCUCAAAUUGCCAUUACUGUAUAUUCAUUAGCUUGUUGUGCAAUUUCUGAGUUUAUUACAAAGUAUUUUGUUACUGACAGUCCUGUAUAUAUAUCUUUAAAUAACGAGGCUGAGGCAUUAGAGCAAAAGAUUUCAAAAUUAGGAGGAUAUGAAAAUAAAAAGAAACGAGAAAAAUUAGAAAAGGACCAAUCAACUCUUAAACAACAAAUUGCUUUUCAUAAAUUUAAACCAAUGAUUUUAAAUUUAGUAUUUAUGAUACUCUCUACUAUUGCAGUUAAUUAUAUGUUUGAACCAGUAAAAGUUGGUAAAUUACCAUUCCAACCAUUCUCAUUUUUUACAAAAGUAACACACCGUAACCUUCCAGGUGAUGAUAUGACUGAUUGUUCUUUAUUCUUCUUUUAUGUCUUAAUGAGAAUGGCAUUUAAACCAAUUAUGGCUAAAUUGUUUGGCAAUGAUAAUGUUAAUGAAGCAAGUUUCAUGAAUGCAUUUGUUCCUGAAAACGAAACAUUUAAAUCAAAAUGA